CGUGUGACGAUUUUAUUUUCAGUCAAAUGCUCCAUCUACAUCCUCCAUGCGACAAAUUUCACAACCACCUCCGGACCUAUCCCACCACUUUUCAGCAUCUACCAGCCAAAGGUUGUAGUUGAAGUUAUUGAUCUAUAAUUACUGCAAAUAUGGGGCUCAUUUCAGCAAAAACAAUCAUUACCUCUCUUGCCCUCUUCCACAUCACACUCGCCUACUUCUUCUUCACCAAUCCAAACGUCAUCGCAGACCAGAGUACCGUUUUUAUUAUUGGGGAGGCUAUGGGAAUGGUAUGUAUUCUCUUCUAGGUUUUGUCAAAAUAAAGCUAACAAAAGACCAAAUAGCCCCAUGCGCGCUCCUUCGAAGUCACCUCUCCCCCAUUAGCCUUCCUCGCAGCAAUAUUCUUCUACACAGGCGUGAGCGAUCUCGUAGCAUGUUCCAUGCAAGAAGAAAUUUACGUCUUCUACUGGGGCUCCCAAGGUACAAUCACAUUCUCAAUCCCUCCUCUUCCGAAGUUUCCACUAACCAGUUCAAACAGCACCAACACGUCUCCUAGUCCUCCUUGGACUCACCAUAUACUCCUACUUCUUCUCCUCGACUUCCCCGCUUUAUGCGAGUAGCACAUACACACCUGGGUGGGGUGAAGGACUUAAGAACCGUGUCUUCUUCACUUGGGCGUUCUUGGAGGUUGUUACUUGGUUCUGGGUUUGGGUUACGUUAAGAGAGGAGAGGAGCGAGUGGGUGAGAAGGAUUGCUAUGAAUAGAGCUGAGGAGGAGGAUCGUUUGUAGGGAUACAUGUCAUACAAAGAUGAGGAAGUGGAUUGCACAUCUCGCAGUUUUUCAAGACAAUAAUAAGGCUUGUUUUGGAAAUGAUACAUAGGAGCAAGAUUGGUAAGCUGUUUCUUUUGGUGAAUAGCCGUGAAGAUGACGGCGAAGGGGAUGAAUGCGGCAAGUUUUGCAGAGUGAAGAGGCAAUGGCUUGAAGGGGUGAAGGUUCUCUCUCAGUAAGUGAGGAAGAGGUGGGAGUGAACAGAAACCGGCUCGAGUUCGGCCAAUUUGAGAGGUCAGGAUCAAGAGAAAUCAGGUCGAGGUAUUCCCAUCUUUAAGGACCUCAAUACCGGGCAAAUCAGGAGAGAGGAAAAGUAUUAUUUCUCAGCUCGAGCCACGUACCCUUUCCGAAUUCUAUUAUCACUCUCAUAGAACUCAAAAAAAGCCGCGCACGUUGUCUCAUGAUUUCCACAGAAGCGGUCAAAGACAG
Hymenoscyphus albidus is the source of this 1254-nucleotide messenger RNA. The record is from the annotation of a GenBank genome assembly. Lineage: Eukaryota; Fungi; Ascomycota; Leotiomycetes; Helotiales; Helotiaceae.